AUGCGCCUGAUUUGCAUGAAUGAGAGACAGUUUCCUGCAAAUCAAGUUCACGAGCAUCUCCUAACAAGGGGUUUUAUGCGUAAUUACGCAUGUCAGGACAAUCAUGGUGAAGAUGAGAAUUACAAUGUGCAUAAUCAUGGUGAUGAAAUGGACGGAGAGAAUGCGGAGUUGCCUGCCGACGAAGGUGGAUAUGAUAGUGAAGAAUCAGAUGGUUUGGAUCAGAUGUUGCGUGAUGGAGAGACAGCCUACAGUGAUGAAAGGCAAUAUGAGAAGUUCAAGUCCAUGGUGCAGGACUCAAAAACUCCGCUUUAUCCAGGAUGCAAAGAGGAGCACUCCAAGUUACAUGUCGUCCUCUCAUUGCUGCAGUUGAAAUCAACCAACGGAUGGAGUGACAAGAGCUUCACAGAGCUUCUGCAGUUGAUCGGAGACCUCCUUCCAGCAGGUCAUGUAUUGACAGAAACAACAUACAGAGCGAAGAAGGUUGUCUGCCCGCUUGGACUGGAAGUGCAAAAAAUUCAUUCAUGUCGAAAUGAUUGUGUCCUAUAUCGAGGUGACUAUGCAGACUUGGAUACGUGUCCAGUUUGCAAAACACCGUGGUAUAAGGGUGGAGAUAACGAUGAUGAUGCUGAUGAUGACAGUGGUGGCCCCGACCUGAAGAAGAGGAAAGUGCCCGUUAAGGUUGCAUGGUAUUUUCCUAUAAUCCCUUGGAUUGAACGCAUGUUUGCAAAUAAGAAGCAUGCAAAGAUGAUGCGUUGGCACCACGAAGAGCGUAAGAAGGAUGGGAUGAUAAGACACCCUGCCGACGGAUCUCAAUGGAGAAAGAUAGAUAGAAAGUACAAAAAGCAUUUUGCGCAGGAGAUUAGGAAUAUAAGGUUUGGGUUGAGCACAGAUGGGAUGAACCCGUUCGGUGACAUGAGCAGUCGGUUAUAA
Molecule: messenger RNA, 930 nt
Organism: Oryza sativa Japonica Group (Japanese rice)
Lineage: Eukaryota; Viridiplantae; Streptophyta; Magnoliopsida; Poales; Poaceae
Source: RefSeq, a predicted model, not a curated record